This is a messenger RNA of Bombus impatiens (common eastern bumble bee), 2595 nucleotides long. RefSeq names its product tyrosine-protein kinase Drl. The record is from RefSeq and is a predicted model, not a curated record. The coding region runs from base 445 to 2226 and encodes 593 amino acids. The transcript is spliced from 9 exons. Gene Ontology annotation, biological process: multicellular organism development; axonogenesis; positive regulation of kinase activity. Gene Ontology annotation, cellular component: signaling receptor complex. NCBI's taxonomy places the organism in Eukaryota, Metazoa, Arthropoda, Insecta, Hymenoptera, Apidae. Gene Ontology annotation, molecular function: ATP binding; protein tyrosine kinase activity.
CGCCGACGACGCUGUGAUCGCUUCUCCUGUGCUUUGAUACUUCUCCUUCGUGUCUCGUCGAUCACGUAACCAUGUGAUCGUCGCUCUCCUCGAUAUUCAUCCGACCAUGGAUGAUCCAUAAUAAUCGAGCGUAACGUCUCUUUGCUAUAUAAUACGUUUUAAUGGCUUACGAAAUCUAAAGUUUAGUAGCUUAGGAGAAAUGCAAUUUUAAAAAUAAAAUAGUUGUUCGUAAAAGAGUUUGAAAAACUUUCCAAUCAAACAUGUGGAAAGGUUACAUCGAACGAUGAUUUUGUGCAUUGAAAGAAUAUGGAUGAUGUUUGUCGUCGUUUGCGCAAAAGAUGAACAGAACUUUUCCACGCUUGCUGUCACGUGUAUAACGUGAAACGGAAAUAAGAAACGGAAUAAAAGUGGUACGUUUUGCGCGUAUGAUUACGUCGGUGCGUGAUGUUAUUAUGUGAGACAAUGCGGUGGGGUGAUGGAUCGUGUGAUUUGUUGCGAUGCAAGUUUUUCGUUCUUUUGGUUCUCGUUGGCUGCAGCGAUGGAUACUUGAACAUUUUUAUCAGCCAGGCUCAGGUUAUGAAACUGUUGGGGCUCGAAGCUGAGUUAUACUACGUCAGGGAAGGAGUGGUUAAUACGUAUGCGAUGAAUUUCGUUGUGCCUGUGCCUGCAUACAUCGCGGAUCUCGAAUUCUCUUGGCAGAGUCUUGCCGGACAUUCAUUACCGUACUCGAUGGAAUUGGAUUACGACGUAGUCGGUGUUCCGGGCGGUGUUUCCGGAAUGAUGGCACUGCUUCCUCCCAGAGUGAACGUGUCGGCUAGGGGAGAGGUGCCAGUCACACUGCAAGUCUUUAGGAUCAGGCUACCGUGCUCGGGUCUCGUGAGUGCGCAAAUUCCUUUGGCUUUGAGGUUGAACGUCACAGCUCCACCUGGUACCAAAUACAACGAUACCAUUUUAGUAUUCAAGAGAAACAAGAUUUGUUUGAAAGGAGUGCAAGCACCUCCCAGAAACGAUUCGGUACGUUUGGAACCAGGACCUUUGGUGAAUGGUGCUGGAGCUCUUUAUAUCGCCGCAACAUGUGCGUGCGCCUUGAUAUUAGUCGUUGGAAGCGUAGCAAGCGCCUUGUACAUUCGCAACAGCAAGGCUCGCAUUCAAGAAUCCCAGAAAACACUGCCCUGCUGUAGCUAUUCGGCGGCAGACACCGGCGGCUUAGCCAGAAGUUCUGUGCUGGUUAGGGUCGACCCACGACCCGGAAGCGCGAAUUCCGGAAGUUACGCAACCAUUGCCGACCUAGAGCCACUCUAUGCGAGACCUUGCGGUUCCAGAGCGAGUUACUACGCUUCCAGCCAUGUGACGCAUCUGAGCCAGUCGACCGAUCCUUGCGAGAAGGCUAGGGCACUCGCGGUAUCGAGGUCUGCGCUCUACUGUCGCAAUCUCGUACAGGAGGGCACCUUCGGACGCGUCUACAAAGGUACCUUGGAAUUGGUUGGCCGUGAACAAGAAGUCAUCAUAAAGACAGUCACAGAAGUGGCAUCGGCUUAUCAAGCCUCUUUGCUGGUGGUCGAGGGCUCGCAGCUGGCAGGAUUAGUGCAUGCAAACAUAGCUUCGCUGGCCGCCGCCUGCCUGGAUAGUUCUUGUCCAUUAUUGGCAUACACGAGUUCGCCAGGCGAGUUAAAUUUGAAGUUGUACCUUACCGACGGAAACCAUCAUCCUGGGACCAGGGACUUGGUGCACGUUGGCGCGCAGGUUGCUAGAGCAGGGGCAUUCUUGCACGGUCGAGGGCUCCUGCACAGGGAUAUCGCUGCCAGAAACUGUUUGAUCGAGCCAAGCAGUCUUCGCGUGCGAUUAGCUGAUACGGCUUUGGCGCGAGAUCUCUUCCCUCAGGAUUACCAUUGUCUCGGUGAUAACGAGAACAGACCCAUUCGUUGGAUGGCCUUGGAGACUCUCCAGCACAAUCAGUAUAGCACGGCGACGGACGUGUGGUCGUUCGGAGUGUUCCUGUGGGAAUUGGCGACGAUGGGCCAGCAACCAUACGUCGAGGUGGAUCCUUUCGAAAUGAUGGCGUGUCUUCGAGAUGGUUAUCGACUGGCCCAACCGAGGCCAUGCCCGGACGAAUUUUUCGCCGUAAUGGCCGUCUGUUGGUUAGGCCUUUCCAGAGACCGGCCGACCAUGCCUCAACUUCUCGCCUAUCUACAAGACUUUCACGAUGCCCUGGGCGGCUUCGUUUAAAAUAUUUAUACUCGAACGUCUCACGGUGUUCCUUGAAACAGCGAAGCACUCUGGAAUGAUAUGUUCGGAUCACGUCGCGGAACCUUUCCGUCAACGUCCCUCGCGAGAGUUCUGAACGCAAGAAAGAGGAUUCAACGUGAGCGGGAAUCAAAACGAAGACUCAUCGAGAGAGAGACUCACGAUAAAGAUAGCUCGGCGACGAAUGACGAAUUUUUUGAAAGUAACCAACACCGCCCAGAAGGGCGUGGUUUUUCAUUAAAAAAAGGAAAGAAAAACCAGACUCGAAAGUGGAGAUGCAAUCGUAUGGAAUUGAAAAUCACUGCCCAUUUGCAAUCGUACAGAAUUGAAAAUCACUGUCCGUAUUAUUGA